Molecule: messenger RNA, 1128 nt
Organism: Pteronotus mesoamericanus
Lineage: Eukaryota; Metazoa; Chordata; Mammalia; Chiroptera; Mormoopidae
Gene: ST8SIA2
Product: ST8 alpha-N-acetyl-neuraminide alpha-2,8-sialyltransferase 2
Exons: 6
Coding region: 1-1128 (375 amino acids)
Biological process (GO): N-glycan processing; oligosaccharide metabolic process
Molecular function (GO): alpha-N-acetylneuraminate alpha-2,8-sialyltransferase activity
Source: RefSeq, a predicted model, not a curated record
AUGCAGCUGCAGUUCCGGAGCUGGAUGCUGGCCGCGCUUACGCUGCUCGUGGUCUUCCUCAUCUUCGCAGACAUCUCGGAGAUCGAAGAAGAAAUCGGGAAUUCUGGAGGCAGAGGUACAAUCAGAUCGGCUGUGAACAGCUUACAUAGCAAAUCUAAUAGAGCUGAAGUUGUGAUAAAUGGCUCCUCAUCACCAGCUGUUGUUGACAGAAGUAAUGAGAGCAUUAAACACAACAUCCAGCCGGCCUCAGCCAAGUGGAGGCACAACCAGACGCUCUCUCUGAGGAUCAGGAAACAAAUCUUAAAGUUCCUGGAUGCUGAAAAGGACAUUUCUGUCCUCAAGGGGACGCUGAAGCCUGGGGACAUCAUUCAUUACAUCUUCGACCGAGACAGCACGAUGAACGUGUCCCAGAACCUCUACGAGCUCCUCCCCAGAACAUCCCCGCUGAAGAACAAACACUUCCGGACCUGUGCCAUCGUGGGCAACUCGGGGGUCUUGCUGAACAGCGGCUGUGGGCAGGAGAUUGACACACACAGCUUCGUCAUAAGGUGCAACCUGGCGCCAGUGCAGGAGUACGCCCGGGAUGUGGGGCUCAAGACAGACCUGGUGACCAUGAACCCGUCCGUCAUCCAGCGUGCCUUCGAGGACUUAGUCAAUGCCACGUGGCGGGAGAAGCUGCUCCAGAGGCUGCACAGUCUCAAUGGCAGCAUCCUGUGGAUCCCUGCCUUCAUGGCCAGGGGCGGCAAGGAGCGUGUUGAGUGGGUCAACGAGCUCAUCCUGAAGCACCGCGUCAACGUGCGUACUGCAUACCCCUCUCUACGUCUGCUGCACGCCGUCCGCGGAUACUGGCUGACCAACAAAGUACACAUCAAAAGACCCACCACUGGCCUCCUGAUGUACACCCUGGCCACGCGUUUCUGCAACCAGAUCUACCUCUACGGCUUCUGGCCCUUUCCACUAGAUCAGAACCAGAACCCUGUCAAGUACCACUAUUACGACAGCCUCAAGUAUGGUUACACCUCCCAGGCCAGCCCCCACACCAUGCCCUUGGAGUUCAAGGCCCUCAAGAGCCUGCAUGAGCAGGGGGCUUUGAAACUGACUGUUGGCCAGUGUGACGGGGCCACGUAA